UUUGAUUUGUUAGAUUUUUGAUAAUAUUCAUAUUUUAUAGGGGCAGACUCCUUUUGACGAUUAUUGUGAUGACACUGGGCCAUCUCAUAUUGAGAAGGUGUUUAAUUUUGAUUGUCCUACUAGACCUGACAUGCCCUCGAGCCUGCCCAUUGACAUCCCAGAUGCCAAGAAAAGGAAUAAGAAGAAAAAAAGAUGUCGGGCCACAGACAGCUUCAGUGGCAAAUUUGAAGAUGUUUACAAGCUAAAUGGAGAGAUGUUGGGAGAGGGUUCAUUUGCCAGAGUCCAGACCUGUGGAAAUCUAAUCACCAACAAGGAAUAUGCUGUGAAGAUUAUCGAGAAGAGACCGGGCCACAGUCGCAAUCGGGUGUUCCGUGAGGUGGAGAUGCUGUAUCAAUGUCAGGGACACAGGAACAUUCUUGAACUAAUCGAAUUCUUUGAAGAUGAGGACAAGUUCUAUUUGGUUUUUGAAAAGAUGAAAGGAGGCUCUGUAUUAACACACAUCCACAGACGAAAGCACUUCAAUGAAAGAGAAGCCAGUGUUGUUGUCCGUGAGAUAGCAAGUGCACUGGAUUUUCUUCAUAACAAAGGCAUGGCCCAUAGAGAUCUGAAACCAGAGAACAUCUUGUGUGAGAACCCAGAACAGCUUUCCCCAGUCAAGAUCUGUGACUUCGACUUGGGAAGUGGAAUCAAAUUGAAUGGUGAUUGCUCCCCGAUUUCGACCCCUGAACUUCUGACACCGUGUGGGUCUGCCGAGUACAUGGCCCCAGAAGUUGUGGAGGCGUUUAAUGAAGAGGCUACGAUCUAUGAUAAGCGCUGUGACCUCUGGAGCUUGGGUGUUAUACUAUACAUCAUGCUCAGUGGAUAUCCGCCCUUUGUCGGAAACUGUGGUACUGACUGUGGUUGGGACCGAGGGGAGGCCUGUCUUUCCUGUCAGAAUAACCUAUUUCAGAGUAUUCAAGAAGGAAAGUAUGAAUUCCCUGAUAAGGACUGGGCACACAUCUCCUUUGGUGCAAAGGAUCUCAUAACUAAACUCUUAGUCAGAGAUGCCAAGAAGAGGCUCAGUGCAGCACAAGUUCUGGAACACCCAUGGGUGCAGGGGCACGCACCAGAGCAUACACUUCCAACACCACGCCUUCUCCAGAGGAACAGCAGUGCCAAAGAUCUGACAUUCUUUGCAGCUGAAGCAAUCGCAGUAAACAGGCAGCUGACUCAGCAUGAAGAAAAUCAGGACGAGGAGAAUCAGCCAAUCCUCAUCAAAGCUACCUCAUGUUCCAUGCGACUGUCUCCACCCUCAGAAUCGAAAUUGGCCAAACGGAGGCAGAAGACGAGUGCAAUCAAAGCAGCCAAUCAGCAGUUGUUGCCACCGCUGGUUCUGGUUGACAAUUGUGUGUGAUGUCACUUCUUCCCUCAAGCACAUAGCAACUAAACCCAGAACCUUCUGGUUGGUUGGCUUCUAAGUCUGGCAAUUUUACAGUACUGCUCCACAUAAAGAACUGUUUACAGCAUUUGAAACCUGCAUGGGAUAAGUAUGCAAAUCCCCGAGAUGGUACUAAGAGUCAAACUGAGAAAAGGGCAAGGAUUUAAAUAACGACUUUUAGUCUCUUCACCAAAGGAAUGUUUUUAAUAGCAGGUUUUAAAUUUUAUUUUGUACUGUGAUCACCUUCAUGACAACUAUAGUUUAGAUUUUGCUGCUUUUUACAUUGGUAUCCAUUUGGGCCACUGGUUCUGGAGCGCAGUGUCUAUACAAUAUACAACUAUCAGUUUAUUUUUCCAAUAAGGUCUUCCUGGACACUGGCCUUCGUGCAUUCGGCAGGCUUACCUGGGUUUGUUAUUGGCUGCAAAAGACCUGCACUUCAGAAGCAAGCACCUACUAAAAGGCAGCAAUUUAUUUUGCAUUUUCAGAACAUGCAGGCUUGCUCCUAAUCUCCAGUGUAAAAAAAAAAAUCAGGGCUACAUUUUUGCAUACCAGACUCUUGAGAAGACUGAGAGAGAUUUUGUAUAUUGUGUUUUUUUUAAAUCUCUAGUUGUACACCUAUUUUCUCUAAUAUCAAUGUGACUUUUUAAAAUCUCACCCACUCUGACCAGCAUGUCCUAGAAAAAAAAUUCCUUUAAUUUCUGCCAAGUUCAUAAAUGUAAGUAUAUUCUACAUUUAUUUUGAGUCUUUGGGAAUUUGUAGCAGGACUUUAGUUCAGGAAAUAUGACAAUGUGAUUGGUGAUGGAGAAGAACAAGAAUUUGACUGAGAAAAAGGCAUUCCAGAUACAAAAAUACGAGUAGUCUUUCUCUAAGAUUGCGUGAAAUCUUCCAAAUGUUUUCUUUUAGAAAGUGUUUACGUCUCCGUUUCUAAUAUGUCUGUGGAUGGAGUCUGAAAGUGCCACAUUCUGAUUUUGAAGUUUUGAAAAGUGGGUGCUAUCUGUUUGUGUAAUAUAGGCAGGAUUGGCCUAUCCUUCUUUUGUGUUAAUGUGGUGGUUAUUUUCAAAGCCAUUGAAUGUAUAUGUUGAGCUUUUCACUAUUGCAGAAAUAGAGUGCACAAAACUGAAUCGGACAUUUGAAACCCAUUUUUGAAAUGUACCAUGAAAUGCAAGCAUACUUUAUAUUUCCAUGUGGGGAGGUUGUAGCAACAACACCACCUUUCUCUAUACUCUACUGCUCUGUAUCAGUCGGGUUGGGCAAUCACAAGCUAUUGCAGGAAUUAAAGAAAUGCUGUCCUUUUGUGGGCAGUUUUAAAUUGAACUUGCAUAAAUGACCCCUGAAUUGGAACAGGGCAACUAGUUCUGCCACAGGAAUGUGUAGCAAUCCACUGCCAUCUUAAUUACCGUAAAAAUGUUCUACUAAUGGAAAGAUAUGGGUAGGAAUUACAGCUCCCAGAGACAUUGAAGUAAAGUUUUUCUUCGAUUCUCAACCUCACUGAAGGUAGUCACUUUUGACCAUCCAAGCAAAUUUGCAAUUUGUGACUGUUCUGAAAGACUUUGCUGCCCCUUAUCAAUAAAAUGAGAGCCCUUGGUGAAGACAGGAAUAGGUUUAGCUCUAAUAUCUUCUGAUCUACUAUUUAUGGUCACUGUUCAUACGUGAAUAAGGAGCGCUUACAUGAGGUGCAGAGGGCAGCUUCAACAGUGGAAUAUUAUCCACCUGGGGUACUGAUGUCUGUAAUGGAGUAGGGGAAAGUGUGAUGAAAUCUAAACUGUUUCCUUUCAUCUAAAAUGUUUUGAGUCUGUUUGUACUUGGUGACAGUAACGUAGAAACAAACGUGGCUGAAUGAUCUCUUGGCUACAGUACUGGCUGUUGAGAUCUGGUUUGCAUUUUUAAAGGGGUCACUUUUUGGCUGACUUCAAAUGAUCACCUAAGUUUUUUUGUAAGUUUGCUUUUCUAAGUUUAGAAGAUGUAUGUGCAAAAAAAAAAAAAUUGCGAGUGGCAACUUCCUUGCAGUGAAUGACGUUUUGUAGCUUCAAAACUGCUUCCCAGGAAAGGUUGGGAAUUCAUACCUCAAUUUGUAGAGCUGGCAGCAAAUAAUUUCACUUCUGAAAUCAGUUCAGAUAUGAAAACGUUCAAGAUUGAUCCCAAAGUCUUUCAACUUGCUAAAGGAAUUUUGUUAGGUAAAUUAGUAGAUAUAACUUAUGCAGGGGUCAAAACUCUCUAUUGGAAUUUCUUUUAAAAAAAAUUAUCCCAUUUUAAUGCAAGUUCCCUGUUGGUUCCAUUGCUCAAUCCAACGCUACAUUCUGAAACAGUAUUAUCAGCAAUUGUACAUUAUAGUGAAAAGCUGGUAGUACAAAAAACCAAUUUAAAUUGUCAAGUACAUUGCUAUUAUGUUUGCUGAAUAAGACAUACGUCCUUGGUGUCUUAUACUAAGACUACUUGAAUUUUGUAUGCAUUGCAUCAUCUCAUUUGAAUGCUACCUUGUGCUGAUGGUAGCACAGCUUGGUUUAGUUAAGCAUAGGCCAUAAUCGAGCACUGUUGGUAUAUUAGCUAGCUCCUAAGGGGCAUGAAGCGAAAGCACUUUACACACCAGGUGACUGAUGAGGCUCACUCUAAAUCUUCUUACUGUUGCCAGGAUUUUUGUAUUGUUUUAUAAAAAUUUUAAUAAAUGCUUUGAACUUAA
Rhincodon typus (whale shark) is the source of this 4094-nucleotide messenger RNA. RefSeq names its product MAPK interacting serine/threonine kinase 2. Lineage: Eukaryota; Metazoa; Chordata; Chondrichthyes; Orectolobiformes; Rhincodontidae. Bases 131 to 1393 code for a protein of 420 amino acids. The transcript is spliced from 12 exons. Gene Ontology annotation, biological process: intracellular signal transduction; protein autophosphorylation; peptidyl-serine phosphorylation. Gene Ontology annotation, molecular function: calcium/calmodulin-dependent protein kinase activity; ATP binding; calmodulin binding. Gene Ontology annotation, cellular component: cytoplasm; nucleus. The record is from RefSeq and is a predicted model, not a curated record.